CUUCGGGUAAUUAAUCCAGAGCGCAAGUCAACCACCUUCGAGGCGUCCAUCCUGCCAUUUCGCACAGACAACAGCACUUCACGUCGUCGUCCACACCACAAACCAUCACAAUGUCGACCGCCGAACUCGCCUCCUCAUACGCCGCUCUCAUCCUCGCGGAUGACGGUAUUGAGAUCACUGCCGACAAGCUACAGACCCUGAUCAAGGCUGCCGGUGUCAUCGAUGUUGAGCCUAUCUGGACACAACUUUUCGCCAAGGCUCUUGAGGGCAAGGAUGUAAAGGAGCUGCUCUCUGCCGUCGGCUCCGGUGGCGGCGCUGCUGCUGGCCCUGCUGGCGGUGCCGCCGCUGGUGGUGCUGCCGCUGCCGAGGAGGCCCCUGCUGAGGAGAAGGAAGAGGAGAAGGAGGAGUCUGACGACGACAUGGGCUUCGGUCUUUUCGACUAAAUUCAUUCCGCAACGACGACUUAACUUCCCUUUGUACUUCAAAUGCAUGGUUCGGGGUUCCAUACACCAUUGGUGUGGCGUGAAGGAGGCACUACUAUGUCUGCCUAGGAGCAAAUAUCCUUCUGUCAUAGGUUAAUAUGACAAAAUGCUUUCGCAAAUGACCAUUUAUUCAGCGGUCUUUGUAGAGCUCAGUACGCGGCUA
Molecule: messenger RNA, 645 nt
Organism: Xylaria bambusicola
Lineage: Eukaryota; Fungi; Ascomycota; Sordariomycetes; Xylariales; Xylariaceae
Product: 60s acidic ribosomal protein-domain-containing protein
Exons: 4
Coding region: 111-443 (110 amino acids)
Biological process (GO): cytoplasmic translation; translational elongation
Cellular component (GO): ribosome; cytosolic large ribosomal subunit
Molecular function (GO): protein kinase activator activity; ribonucleoprotein complex binding; structural constituent of ribosome
Source: RefSeq, a predicted model, not a curated record